UAAAUAAUAUCGUUUUGUAAAGUAUGAUCAAUGCAAUUACAGUUCAUUAAAGAUGCUUAAAUUAUAAUAAUAACAAUAAAGAUAUAAUAACGAAUAGAAUAUCAACUAAAAUUAGGAAAUUUCCACCAAAAUUGAGAAUCAUUCAAACCUAGAUGGCCAAGUUAAGGACAGUGUCUGAACUAACUUCUUUUGGACGAACAAAUUAGGCUUUUUAAUGUGGAUCCCAAUAGCCUCAGUCUCUCCAAAUCAUACUGGACUUCCAGGUGCAGUUGGAUUACAAAAUGUUAUUAAUGAUGCAAUACAAAAUUCAUCUUAUGACAUACAAUCCACGCUGUAUUCAAGUACUGUGUUAAGCGGUGGAUGUACACUACUUCCAGGCUUUGCUCGUCGAUUAGAAAGUGAACUGAAAUUAUUGAAUUCAUCGAAAAAUCAAUGUAUUCUUAUAUAUAAAAAACAAAAUGAUCAAAAAUAUGCUGUAUGCAUAAGUGGAUCAAUUCUAGCCUCAUUAAGUUCAUUUCGUAAAAUCUAUAUAGAGAAAAAGGAGUAUGAAGAAGUCGGUGCUAGUGUUGUACAUGCGAGAUAG
Trichobilharzia regenti is the source of this 583-nucleotide messenger RNA. Lineage: Eukaryota; Metazoa; Platyhelminthes; Trematoda; Strigeidida; Schistosomatidae. The record is from the annotation of a GenBank genome assembly.